Molecule: messenger RNA, 516 nt
Organism: Hyla sarda
Lineage: Eukaryota; Metazoa; Chordata; Amphibia; Anura; Hylidae
Product: thymosin beta-15A homolog
Exons: 3
Coding region: 285-422 (45 amino acids)
Biological process (GO): actin filament organization; regulation of cell migration
Cellular component (GO): cytoplasm
Molecular function (GO): actin monomer binding
Source: RefSeq, a predicted model, not a curated record
CCAUGCGGUGGCUGGAGGAACGCACGGAGGAAGCAGAGCUCCGUACAUGAGCCACCCCCACCUGUAACUAAUACAAAAUGAGACUGGCAUAAAGAAUGCGAGGAGGCAGGAAUUGCUGAGUGGUAGCCAAACCUUAACAAGCCUACCGGAACCCUCAGAAGCAGAGCCGGAAUCCUGCACUACCACGCUGACAUGGAGAAAUGUCAGCGAGCCACGGCCGCAUGACAUCACAAGAAUGAGACCUGCGACGAUAGUGGAGAGCAACAGGCCGUAUUUAUGUGACAAUGGCCGAUAAACCUGAUGUGUCAGAGGUGGAGAAAUUUGAUCGCAAGAAACUCCGUAAAACUAGCACAGAAGAAAAGAAUUCACUGCCUACACUGGAGGAUAUUAAAAAGGAAAAAGAAGAAUGUAAAAAAUCCUAAAAUAACAUGACUCUUCACCUGUUAUCACUAUCCUACUAACUUGGUUGGCUGUAAACAAGAAACAUCAUCUGCCAAUAAUGACUGCUCUGUAAAC